AUGACACCAAAUUUAUACACAUAUACAAUCUUUGAACCAAGAGUCAAUUCACAUCAGACUCCACAAACACCACCACCAUCUCAAGGACAACCCGAUGAUGAUUUUAUAUCAGAAUGGAUUCAUGAAACUUCUCCUUCAUUCUCACCUAAUUCUCAUAAACUUGAUGAUUUUACAAAUUCAAAUAUUCAACCAACUGCAUAUAUGGCAAAUUUAAUUGAUGAAUAUUUAUUCACAUGUUCUGCAAAUUCAUCACCAAGAACUAGACCAAAAGAUAAAGUCCCUAAGAUAACAAGUGUUAUAUUAUCACCACCAAAGUUUAAAAUUGAUAAAAAUCAAGGUACAAAAAAAUCAAUGGCUGGUACCAAAAGAAAUUAUACCACAGAUAAAUCAUCAAAUGGAUGUUAUAUAUGCCGAGUAAGACAUAAAAAAUGUGAUGAAGAAAGACCAAUUUGUAAAAAUUGUUCAAUUUAUGAACUUGAUUGUGAAUUCCCAGGGAUAAAUCAACAAAAUAAACCAAUUUAUUUAACGGAUAAAAACGCCAAAAAUGUUAAACUUGAACAAAUUAAACAAAAAACACAACAAAAAUUUCACAAUAAAACAACAAAUUGA
Molecule: messenger RNA, 609 nt
Organism: Hansenula ciferrii
Lineage: Eukaryota; Fungi; Ascomycota; Saccharomycetes; Phaffomycetales; Wickerhamomycetaceae
Product: Zn(II)2Cys6 transcription factor domain-containing protein
Exons: 1
Coding region: 1-609 (202 amino acids)
Biological process (GO): regulation of DNA-templated transcription
Molecular function (GO): DNA-binding transcription factor activity, RNA polymerase II-specific; zinc ion binding
Source: RefSeq, a predicted model, not a curated record